Molecule: messenger RNA, 1524 nt
Organism: Fomitiporia mediterranea MF3/22
Lineage: Eukaryota; Fungi; Basidiomycota; Agaricomycetes; Hymenochaetales; Hymenochaetaceae
Exons: 5
Coding region: 1-1524 (507 amino acids)
Molecular function (GO): protein binding
Source: RefSeq, a predicted model, not a curated record
AUGCAUCUCAUUGACCUUCCAAAGGACGUCCUUCUCAAAGUCUUAUCCCUUUCAGACUGGCAGGAUAUUCUUAUGCUUGAGCAAACUUGCUGUGCCUUGAAGGAGAUUGUCGCUUCAAAAACUUUGUGGAUAUUGCUCCUUGGAAAACUGGCUAGACAAAGUUGUACUCCCGGGCUGCCAAAGUACAUCGACAUUCGACAACUUGAUUACCUGGAGAUCCGAUCCUUGGUUGUAAGGACUCUUCGAUGGAUAAAGAUAUGCAAAGGUGCUGGUGAAGGACAUAUCCCCGAUUCUAUUGGAAAUAAGCAGAUCGUUCAUAUCGGGGCUCCCGUCGAUGCUGCCGAUGUGCUGGACAUGCGAGAACCUACAUCCUUCAGGCUGGCACUACAAGGAAAAUUGCUAUUCAUAGGCUAUCAGAAGCAACUACGGGUAUAUAAUGUCCAGAAGGAUACGUGCGUCUGGACUCGUAUGUCACUCAGCAGUGGAAGCAAUUCCAAUUUUAUUGGAUUUGCAUUGGAGGAGAUGUCGGAUUCUUCAAUUAUGAUCUUUGUUGUUUCUUUUGAUUCAAAGUCUAAUGUAAUGUCAUUUGAACUGUUCUGCUUAGAGCUAGAUGAAGAAAAUGGUACUGCUAUUGAGCAUCCAGUUGCUCGCAAUUCAUCACAAAGAGGAUCAGAUGAAAAUCUUCGGGUCUCUACACUCUGCUUAGAUGGUGAAUUUGCUGCCCUUAUUGUGAAUAACUCUCAGACACGGUCGGCAAUAGUGUGGAACUGGAAAAUGGAAGAGCAGAUCGAUGUCAUCUUUGAAGACAUGGUCUCAGUAAAUGACAUUCAGAUCAUGCAUGAUCAUCUAUUUUUUGCAUUGUAUUCAAUUGCUGGUGGUUGGAAGCUGGAGGUGCUCUCCCUUCGGAAAAUCUUGGGCCACAUACCUGUCGUUCACUUCUCAGAAGUCGACCGCUUUUCUCAAGACCUCUCUGAUGCACUCCACGAUCCCUCCAGGGGUGUUUUCCUAACAAGCGGCUCGAACAUCACGUUGCACAAUUUAUCGCAAUAUGCCACUGCCGACACGGUAAAGGUAGCAAUCAUUGCUACAGCAGUAUCUGAGUCUAGCCAGCUAGGUGCCUACGUUGCAUGCCAUUAUGAGGUCGCGAUACAGACUACCGAGGCAUGCAAUCCCAUAGUUGGUUCUAUACGAUGUACCCAGCACUUGCAGCAUUUCUUGCGACACCCAGAUGAAUGUUUGGCUGAGACGCUAGCGGUCUCAAGAUCAAACGGAUGUAUAAUCGAUAUACUACUGGGCAUCCUACUUUCGAGAAAUAGGGACAGAUCCAAGACAAUCCACAUCUAUGGAUUUGACGAACUAGGCAAGUUCUACCGUACAAUGUAUCGGGGUGGCUCGUUCCCCACAAUGCACCCACACGAGCCACAUCUCAGUACUGCGGGUGCAGAGCAUACGGAUGUAGAUCUGGGCUGCUUUUCGUUUGUGAACGUGCUGCGCGAAGGACCAGUGUGCGAUGCAAUUCACUAA